This is a messenger RNA of Plasmodium vinckei vinckei, 573 nucleotides long. Its product is annotated as conserved Plasmodium protein, unknown function. Bases 1 to 573 code for a protein of 190 amino acids. The transcript has a single exon. The record is from RefSeq and is a predicted model, not a curated record. Lineage: Eukaryota; Apicomplexa; Aconoidasida; Haemosporida; Plasmodiidae.
AUGACAAAAACAAGCUACUCAUUUAUGAUAAAAUGUGUUUGUUUUAUUUUCUUUUUAUAUGUUAUACAAUGCAUAGAUAAUAAAAAACCAUAUUUCAUAAAUAAUUUUGUGACCUACAAAAGGUACGGAGCAAAUAAGAUACCACACAAAUAUAACAAUUAUUAUUCUUAUAAAUUAAAAGACGACCAAAUAAAUAAUGGAGGUAUUUUUUUAAAGUAUAAAAAUAUAAAGGAAUAUAAAACAAAACAGUCUAUACAUAUAUUAAAGGCACAUAAAAUAGAUCAAAAAGAAAUAAAAAGAAGGAAAAAUUAUCAAUAUGCAAUGAAACAUAUGUAUGAUAAGAACGGACGACGAAUUAAAGAUAUAAAUAAGGAAAGAAAAUCUUUAAAAAAAAAAAAUAUUUUUGAUUACGAGGGUUUUAAAGUUGAUAAAAUAUUUACAUGUUUAUCUGAUGAAGAUAUGGAAGAAUUAAGAGAUGAAGAACUAAAAAGAAAAUCUGGAGAAAUCCUACACAAUAAUAAAUAUAUAGAUACAUAUGGUGUUGAGUCUGAUACAAACUUAGAUCAAAUUUAA